Bicyclus anynana (squinting bush brown) is the source of this 2469-nucleotide messenger RNA. It is a transcript of the gene mEFG1, whose product is annotated as elongation factor G, mitochondrial. Bases 121 to 2367 code for a protein of 748 amino acids. Gene Ontology annotation, molecular function: GTPase activity; translation elongation factor activity; GTP binding. Gene Ontology annotation, biological process: mitochondrial translational elongation. Gene Ontology annotation, cellular component: mitochondrion. NCBI's taxonomy places the organism in Eukaryota, Metazoa, Arthropoda, Insecta, Lepidoptera, Nymphalidae. The transcript is spliced from 11 exons. The record is from RefSeq and is a predicted model, not a curated record.
AACAAUAAACGUCUUUGGUGUCUCUGCUAAAUAUAACCUUAAAAGUUAAAAAUUUAUCAAAUUAAAGAAAAUUUAAUACUUUAAUUUUUAUAAACACGUACUAAAAUCUUAAACAACAAAAUGACGAUUUCAAAUAUGCAACGAAUACGAAGUUUAUCAAACAUACUUAAGACAUCACGUAGAUUCCAAAUCGAAUUAAAUAAGAAUUAUGCUUCACACGUCAAAUAUGCAGAACACAAGCAGUUGGAAAAAAUUAGGAACAUUGGUAUAUCUGCUCAUAUAGAUUCAGGGAAAACGACACUCACAGAAAGAAUAUUGUUUUACACUGGCAGAAUUGACCAGAUGCAUGAGGUAAAAGGCAAAGACAAUGUGGGUGCUGUCAUGGACUCUAUGGAACUAGAAAGGCAACGAGGCAUAACAAUACAGUCUGCCGCAACAUACACUAUAUGGAAGGACCACAAUAUCAACAUCAUUGAUACACCAGGACAUGUAGACUUCACAGUGGAGGUAGAAAGGGCUUUGAGGGUUUUAGAUGGAGCUAUAUUGGUGCUAUGUGCGGUGGGUGGUGUUCAAAGUCAGACGUUGACAGUCAAUAGGCAGAUGAAGAGAUAUAAUGUACCUUGUCUGGGCUUUAUUAACAAGCUAGAUCGAUUGGGUGCUAACCCAGACAGAGUGUUAAAACAGUUGCGUUCAAAAAUGAAGCAUAAUGCUGCUUUUUUACACCUACCCAUUGGCUUGGAGAAAGAAUGCCAAGGGAUAUUGGAACUUAUCGAAGAGAGGGCCGUGUACUUUGAUGGUGAUUAUGGUGAAGUGAUGAGGUUUGAUGAAGUGCCACAAAACAGAAGAGCUGAGGUCAAAGAGAGGAGGCAUGAGCUUAUUGAACAGCUAUCCAACGUUGAUGAGUCCUUAGGUGAACUAUUCCUUGAGGAGAGAACACCUACAGUUGCAGAAAUAAAACAAGCUGUACGAAGAACAACCCUAAAACGUUCAUUCACGCCAGUUCUCUUGGGCACUGCACUAAAGAACAAAGGUGUUCAACCUUUAUUAGAUGCUGUAUUAGAUUACCUACCCCAUCCAGGCGAGGUAGAGAAUACCGCCAUUAUAGGGGAAAGAAAAGGUUCAGAGGGCGAAACGAUAGUUCUAGAUCCUUCUAGAGAUGACUCGAAGCCUUUUGUUGGGUUGGCUUUUAAGUUGGAGUUGAGUAAAUUUGGACAACUUACGUAUUUGAGGUGUUAUCAAGGCAUGUUGAAGAGAGGGGAAAAUAUAUUUAAUGCGAGAACUGGUAGAAAGGUGAAAAUCUCUCGUUUAGUGCGAAUGCACUCUAACAAUAUGGAGGAAGUGAAUGAAGUGUUAUCUGGUGAUAUAUUCGCGUUGUUCGGCGUAGAUUGCGCGUCCGGUGACACGUUUGUGAACGACGCUAAACUGCAGCUCUCUAUGGAGUCCAUCCAUGUACCGGACCCAGUGGUCUCUAUGUCGAUUAAGCCAAAGAACAAUAAGGAUAGAGAUAAUUUCUCGAAAGCUGUUGCAAGGUUUACCAAAGAAGACCCAACAUUCCACUUCCGUUAUGAUAGUGACAAUAAAGAGACAGUUGUCUCCGGUAUGGGGGAAUUGCAUUUGGAAAUCUAUGCGCAAAGGAUGGAGAGAGAAUAUAACUGUCCCGUUGAAUUAGGCAAGCCAAAGGUCGCUUUCAGGGAAACCAUGAUGUCACCAUGUUCGUUCGACUACCUUCACAAGAAGCAGUCGGGCGGCGCGGGCCAGUACGCUAGAGUCUCCGGUAUCAUGGAGCCACUGCCGCCGCACCAGAAUACGGUUCUACAGUUCGUGGACGAAACGAUAGGCACGAAUGUACCGAAGCAGUUCGUUCCGGGCGUGGAGCGAGGGUUUCUUGACACCUGCCAGAAGGGAUACCUGUCCGGACACAAAAUAUCCGGGGUCAAGUUCAGGUUGCAAGAUGGCGCUCACCAUAUUGUGGACUCUAGUGAAUUGGCUUUCUUCUUGGCUGCGAAGGGUGCUGUUAAAGAAGUUUUCGAUGAUGGCGCCUGGCAGAUCCUGGAGCCGAUAAUGUUCGUGGAAGUCACCAUCCCCGAGGAGUUCCACGGCACCGUGCUGGGCCAGCUCAACAAGCGCGGUGGUAUCGUGACCGGCACUGAGGGCUCGGAGGGCUGGACCACUCUGUAUGCGGAGGUGCCUCUGAACAACAUGUUCGGAUAUGCUGGAGAUUUGAGAUCUAUGACACAAGGAAAGGGUGAAUUCAGUAUGGAAUACAGUCGAUACACCCCCUGCCUCCCCGAUGUUCAGGAGCAGUUAAUACGAAAGUAUCAAGAGGAGUUGGGCCUACUGCCCGACCAAAAGAAAAAGAAAAACUAACCGCCUAGGAAAUUUAUAGAACAAUCUAGUGAUAUUUUAUUGUAAGUGAUAGUUACGUAUUUAAUUUAAAUAUUGAUAUAAAAUGAAUUUAAUAAUUUUAAA